Molecule: messenger RNA, 1206 nt
Organism: Entrophospora candida
Lineage: Eukaryota; Fungi; Glomeromycota; Glomeromycetes; Entrophosporales; Entrophosporaceae
Source: the annotation of a GenBank genome assembly
AUGUCAAACUUAAAAAUUUUAGUUGGCUGCAAAAAAGUUAUAGAUUAUGCCAUGAAAAUUCGUGUAAAUUCUUCAAAAAACAAUUCUUUUGGUUUAAUAUGGGCUCGAAGACAAUCAAAUCAAUCACAUCAAAAACCAACACCAGCAACUGUACAAGUACCACUUUCAAUCAAAAGGCCUAAAAGACCUAAAAAAUCAAGUUCUGAAUCAUUGGACCCUAAAACAAAAAAAAUUCUUAAAGGUUUAUCACUUGUUGGUGCAGGUAUAGGGAUAUUUUUUAUAGCAUACUCAGGUCGGCCUUUUGAAACAGAUAGAGAGAAUCAAUAUAAAGAUUUAGGUUCUUUCACAGCAUGGUAUAAACGAGUAGAAGCACGCAAUAGAGAUCUUUUCCAUUUUUUCACAGAACCUCCAUCAGAUAAAUUAUUACCAGAUAAAGAUGUAACAAAUAGUCCACCACUUACUCUAGUAAUAAAUUUAGAUCAAACACUUAUCUAUUCCAGUUGGGAUAGGGAACAUGGUUGGCGUACUGCAAAACGUCCUGGCUUAGACUUUUUUUUAUUUGUCAUAUCUAAUUUAUAUGAAGUGGUUUUUUUCACUUCUCAACCUUCUCAUGAUGUUUCCAAGUUAAAUCGAGAUAUUUCCAAGGUUAUAAUAAUGGAUUCUAAUCCUGACUCUUAUUCAUUACAACCUGAGAAUGCAAUUACUGUACCUCCUUGGAAGGGCAACCCUAAUGAUACAUUUUUGAUUGACAUCAUACCAUUUCUUGAAUAUGUUCGUGAAAUACUAGUACAAUACAAAGAAAAAAAUAUCCCAAAAGCUUAUGCAGAAUGGGAAGAAGGAUGGAAAGAAAAGAGUCGAAUAGAAUGGGAAACAUCAAAACACUCAAAAAAAGGUUUAGCCAAUAUAGCUUCAUAUUUAGGUGGUUCACAUAUGCAAGAAUCAAUGGUACCACCAUAUGAACAAAAAUUUCAUGAAAGGCAAAGUUUAAAUAAGCAUCUUCAUGAACAAUUUAAAUCAUUGAAAGAACAAGCACCAGAAGCUCAAAAAAGAUGGAAACAGGAUUUAGAAAAUUAUGAAAAACAAUUUAAUGAAAGCAUGAAAGAACAAAAAAUGACAAUUUGGCAACUUGCAACUAAAGGUCCUCCACAAAUUUCUAUACCUCCACCAGAAAUAUCACCAGAUUUGCAACAUGCUCAACAUUCAUGA